AUGAGCCUGCUGAGGGAUAUGAUAGGCCAGAAUCUUACCACUCUGGAAAUUCAAUCAAAUCUCGCGAAAAAGAAUGUUGAAUCAAUGAUCGACAAGAAGGAGCAUUCAGAAGGAAUAACAUCAACCAUCAUCCGUAGCAUCAGUCAUCAGAGUGAGACUUUGGCGCAUGACCGUGCCACGCUGCAGAGUUAUUCGUCUACCAUCCUGAAGGAAAGACAGUCUCUUGAUCACCAGCUAUCACACCUGGAGGAGCAGUUAGAAGGGUCAACAUCAAGUAUCAGCGAAAGCAUCAAUCAUCAGAGUUAUUCUUUGUCUCAUAACAGCGCCACGCUGCAGAGUCGUUCGUCUACCAUCCUGAAGGAAAGAUUGUCUCUUGAUCACCAGCUAUCACACCUGGAGGAGCAGUCAGAAAGAUCAACAUCAAGCAUCAGUCAUCAGAGUGAGACUUUGGCGCAUGACCGUGCCACGCUGCAGAGUUAUUCGUCUACCAUCCUGAAGGAAAGACAGUCUCUUGAUCACCAGCUAUCACACCUGGAGGAGCAGUCAGAAGGGUCAACAUCAAGUAUCAGCGAAAGCAUCAAUCAUCAGAGUAAAUCUUUGGCUCAUAAGAGCGCCACGCUGCUGAGUCGUUCGUCUACCAUCCUGAAGGAAAGACAGUCUCUUGAUCACCAGCUAUCACACCUGGAGGAGCAGUCAGAAAGAUCAACAUCAAGCAUCAGUCAUCAGAGUGAGACUUUGGCGCAUGACCGUGCCACGCUGCAGAGUUAUUCGUCUACCAUCCUGAAGGAAAGACAGUCUCUUGAUCACCAGCUAUCACACCUGGAGGAGCAGUCAGAAGGGUCAACAUCAAGUAUCAGCGAAAGCAUCAAUCAUCAGAGUAAAUCUUUGGCUCAUAAGAGCGCCACGCUGCAGAGUCGUUCGUCUACCAUCCUGAAGGAAAGACAGUCUCUUGAUCACCAGCUAUCACACCUGGAGGAGCAGUCAGAAAGAUCAACAUCAAGCAUCAGUCCUCAGAGUGAGACUUUGGCGCAUGACCGUGCCACGCUGCAGAGUUAUUCGUCUACCAUCCUGAAGGAAAGACAGUCCCUCGAUCACCAGCUAUCACACCUGGAGGAGCAGUCAGAAGGGUCUACAUCAAGUAUCAGUCAUCAGAGUGAGACUUUGGCACAUGACCGUGCCACGCUGCAGAAUCGUUCGUCUACCGUCUUGAAGGAAAGACAGACUCUCGAUCACCAGCUAUCACACCUGGAGGAGCAGUCAGAAGGAUCAACAUCAAGUAUCAGCGAAAGCAUGAAUCAUCAGAGUAAAUCUUUGGCUCAUAAGAGCGCCACGCUGCAGAGUCGUUCGUCUACCAUCCUGAAGGAAAGACAGUCUCUUGAUCACCAGCUAUCACACCUGAAGGAGCAGUCAGAAAGAUCAACAUCAAGCAUCAGUCAUCAGAGUGAGACUUUGGCGCAUGACCGUGCCACGCUGCAGAGUCGUUCGUCUACCAUCCUGAAGGAAAGACAGUCUCUUGAUCACGAGCUAUCACACCUGGAGGAGCAGUCAGAAAGAUCAACAUCAAGCAUCAGUCAUCAGAGUGAGACUUUGGCGCAUGACCGUGCCACGCUGCAGAGUCAUUCGUCUACCAUCCUGAAGGAAAGACAGUCCCUCAAUCACCAGCUAUCACACCUGGAGGAGCAGUCAGAAGGGUCAACAUCAAGUAUCAGCGAAAGCAUCAAUCAUCAGAGUAAAUCUUUGGCUCAUAACAACGCCAAGUUGAAGAGUCGUUCGUCUACCAUCCUGAAGGAAAGACAGUCUCUUGAUCACCAGCUAUCACACCUGAAGGAGCAGUCAGAAAGAUCAACAUCAAGCAUCAGUCAUCAGAGUGAGACUUUGGCGCAUGACCGUGCCACGCUGCAGAGUCGUUCGUCUACCAUCCUGAAGGAAAGACAGUCUCUUGAUCACGAGCUAUCACACCUGGAGGAGCAGUCAGAAAGAUCAACAUCAAGCAUCAGUCAUCAGAGUGAGACUUUGGCGCAUGACCGUGCCACGCUGCAGAAUCGUUCGUCUACCGUCUUGAAGGAAAGACAGACUCUCGAUCACCAGCUAUCACACCUGGAGGAGCAGUCAGAAGGAUCAACAUCAAGUAUCAGCGAAAGCAUCAAUCAUCAGAGUAAAUCUUUGGCUCAUAAGAGCGCCACGCUGCAGAGUCGUUCGUCUACCAUCCUGAAGGAAAGACAGUCUCUUGAUCACCAGCUAUCACACCUGAAGGAGCAGUCAGAAAGAUCAACAUCAAGCAUCAGUCAUCAGAGUGAGACUUUGGCGCAUGACCGUGCCACGCUGCAGAGUCGUUCGUCUACCAUCCUGAAGGAAAGACAGUCUCUUGAUCACGAGCUAUCACACCUGGAGGAGCAGUCAGAAAGAUCAACAUCAAGCAUCAGUCAUCAGAGUGAGACUUUGGCGCAUGACCGUGCCACGCUGCAGAGUCAUUCGUCUACCAUCCUGAAGGAAAGACAGUCUCUUGAUCACCAGCUAUCACACCUGGAGGAGCAGUCAGAAGGAUCAACAUCAAGUAUCAGCGAAAGCAUCAAUCAUCAGAGUAAAUCUUUGGCUCAUAAGAGCGCCACGCUGCAGAGUCGUUCGUCUACCAUCCUGAAGGAAAGACAGUCUCUUGAUCACCAGCUAUCACACCUGAAGGAGCAGUCAGAAAGAUCAACAUCAAGCAUCAGUCAUCAGAGUGAGACUUUGGCGCAUGACCGUGCCACGCUGCAGAAUCGUUCGUCUACCGUCUUGAAGGAAAGACAGACUCUCGAUCACCAGCUAUCACACCUGGAGGAGCAGUCAGAAGGAUCAACAUCAAGUAUCAGCGAAAGCAUCAAUCAUCAGAGUAAAUCUUUGGCUCAUAAGAGCGCCACGCUGCAGAGUCGUUCGUCUACCAUCCUGAAGGAAAGACAGUCUCUUGAUCACCAGCUAUCACACCUGAAGGAGCAGUCAGAAAGAUCAACAUCAAGCAUCAGUCAUCAGAGUGAGACUUUGGCGCAUGACCGUGCCACGCUGCAGAAUCGUUCGUCUACCGUCUUGAAGGAAAGACAGUCUCUUGAUCACCAGCAAUCACACCUGGAGGAGCAGUCAGAAGGAUCAACAUCAAGUAUCAGCGAAAGCAUCAAUCAUCAGAGUAAAUCUUUGGCUCAUAACAGCGCCACGCUGAAGAGUCGUUCGUCUACCAUCCUGAUGGAAAGACAGUCUCUUGAUCACCAGCUAUCACACCUGGAGGAGCAGUCAGAAAGAUCAACAUCAAGCAUCCGCCGACGAGUCAAUCUGCAAAGUGAAACUAUGACUCAGACACAGGAGAGUCAAUCGUCUACCGUAAUGAAGGAACGACCGUCCGUUUAUCAGCAGCUAUCACAGUUGAGAGAACUAUCACAAGAGUCAACAUCAAGCAUCAGUCGAAGUAUUUUCCGAAAAAAUGAAACUAUCGCUCAAAACCUUCCAACGCUACAGAGUCAAUCAGUGUCAACCAGCUGA
This is a messenger RNA of Anopheles coluzzii, 3507 nucleotides long. RefSeq names its product cytadherence high molecular weight protein 2-like. The record is from RefSeq and is a predicted model, not a curated record. NCBI's taxonomy places the organism in Eukaryota, Metazoa, Arthropoda, Insecta, Diptera, Culicidae. The coding region runs from base 1 to 3507 and encodes 1168 amino acids. The transcript has a single exon.